This is a messenger RNA of Doryrhamphus excisus (bluestripe pipefish), 1941 nucleotides long. RefSeq names its product potassium channel, subfamily K, member 13-like. Gene Ontology annotation, molecular function: potassium ion leak channel activity; outward rectifier potassium channel activity. Gene Ontology annotation, biological process: potassium ion transmembrane transport; stabilization of membrane potential. Gene Ontology annotation, cellular component: plasma membrane. Lineage: Eukaryota; Metazoa; Chordata; Actinopteri; Syngnathiformes; Syngnathidae. The record is from RefSeq and is a predicted model, not a curated record.
UCACCGUGCGUAAAAUGUGCGCUCUGGCGAGGGACGCGACAGAGGAGGCAGGACAAAGGAGCGCCACAGCACGAAUCGGCAGCAAACAGGUUGUUACGCGUACUUCCAUUCUCUCCUCUUUCUCCUCCUCCUCCUCCUCCCCCCUUUCUGUGCUUCCAGACGCGCCAGAUGUGAACAUCUAACCACCUUUAAAGGGCGCGCUAGGCUUAUUUUGCGCAUGACUUCUCCUCCGUGCCGUGACCAAACAUGUUAAGAUUGGGUAGUUGUGCGUUUUAGUUGACACCAUCAUGCCACAGCAGCAACAUAAUGGCGUUAAGGAGCGGUUGCUGCUGCAAUUCCGGUCCAAUCAACGAGGACAACGCGAGGUUCCUGCUGCUGGCCUUGUUCAUCAUCAUUUAUCUGCUGUGUGGAGCAGCAGUCUUCUCCGCGCUGGAGGAGCCGAAAGAGAAGGAGGCUAAGGAGAGAUGGGCGCAGAGGUUCGAGCUCUUCAGCAAGACCUACAACCUGAGCAAGAAGGAGCUCAACAACUUCCUCAGGAACUAUGAGGAAGCCAACGUGGCCGGGAUUCGAGUGGACACCAUAAGACCUCGAUGGGACUUCACCGGAGCUUUUUACUUCGUGGGGACUGUGGUUUCCACGAUCGGCUUUGGGAUGACCACACCCGCCACAAUCGGAGGGAAAGUCUUCCUGAUGUUCUACGGCCUUCUAGGCUGCGCCGCCACCAUCCUCUUCUUCAAUCUCUUUCUGGAGCGGGUCAUCACCGUCAUCGCCAUUGUCCUCAAGUCUUGCCAAGAGCGCCGCCACAACAAGGUUCUUGUCCCCCAAAACGGUCAGCGAGUCGCCGCAAAGUCCAGAGGGGAGGAUCUGGCCGGGUGGAAGCCGUCAGUGUACUGCGUCAUGCUCAUCCUCGGGGCGGCGGCCAUGUUGGUGUCCUGCUGCGCUUCCUUUAUGUACUCUGUAGCCGAGGGUUGGGGAUACCUGGACUCGCUUUACUUCUGCUUCGUGGCUUUCAGCACCAUUGGUUUUGGAGAUAUGGUGAGCAGCCAGCGUCUGGUCUACGAGGGCCACGCCACGGCGGCAUACCAGCUGGGCAACUUCGUGUUCAUCCUGACGGGCGUCUGCUGCAUCUACUCUCUCUUCAACGUCAUCUCAAUCGCCAUCAAGCAGGUUCUCAACUGGCUCCUGAGGAGAUUCGACGCUCCAUGUAAAUAUUGCUACCCCAGAAGGGGCCGCCCGCAUCGGUACCCUCGUCGCAAUGUCGUGGCCCCGGGUCACUUGCGAGCCCGAAGGGAACCUUCCAUAGAGACAGACGCCGUCAACGAGAGCGAGACUGACGCCGCCGGGCGCAGGAUGUCUGGCGAGAUGAUCUCCAUGAGAGACUUUCUAGCGGCAAAUAAGGUCAACUUGGCAAUCAUGCAGAAACAGCUCUCCGAGAUGGCGAUCGGGCACCCACGCCAACCCGGGUCUACUUCACGUCAAAACGGUUUCUCUGAGGGUGUCGGGGCCCUCGGUAUUAUGAACAACCGGUUGGCAGAGACCAGCGUGGACAGAUAAGAGGAAGACUACUCAAAAGGAUGGGAAAACAAGAUCUCCCCCCCCCCCCCGGAGAGUUCAAUGUAUGGACUUUAGUGUAUUUUCCGGUAUGAAUGAUGCAUGACAAGUGUGCUGGAAUCUUACAUGUUCAUCUCCGGUGGAAUUCAGUUGCUAUGGUGAUGAAGAAGCCUGCCUUUUUUUUCUCUUGCUUCCCAGCUUUAAAUGCUUCUGUGCCAUAGGCGACACAGCCAACUUCCACUUCACUGAAUAAAUACUGGACAGUAUCACAUGUCGUUCUGGAUGGUCACAUGGUUACAGAAAAAAACUCCAAUAAACUGGCUUUUUUUUUUAUUAUGUGUGUUUUUGGGUGUCACUUUGAUGCUUUUUACCUAUCCAAUAUAUGCUACA